CUUCGGGCGGCGCAGAAAUAUUGCAGGCUGGUUAGAGAGAACAUCCAUUGCACCUCGGCGGCUGCUUCGCUCAGUGAGCAGUUUGACACUGAGCGGCCUAAAAUGGUACGCUGCUCUUUGCUCCUGUGGAUCUUUGGGCUCAUCUGCUGCGUCCACAUCUUUGUUGACGCUGACGAUGUUGAAUGCGACUUCGAGCAUGGUGUCUGCGAUUUUUAUUCGAACUGCAAGGGCGGCGACUGCUUCGUGCCCGUGCGGGCGAAGCUGGUGGACGAGGGACCCGCCGUCGAUCACACGACCGGAGGUGGUGACGGCUGGUACAGCCGAGCUCAGUUCUCCAAGAACUCCUGGCACGAGUCAGUAGCCCAGCUGGAGCUGUCGACCGCGGGGCCCUUUUGCUUCUCGGCUUGGGUGCACGUGUCCGGCCUUAGACUGCCACGCGUCGAAAUGGCCUCGCGCCAGCUGGAAGCCGACUGGUUUGUGGACGAAGCCGAGAAGGAGCGCGUCUUCUACCGGGCACAUUCAUUCCAUCCGGAUCUCUGGCACAAUGUGCUCUAUCACGAAGACCGUCGCGGUAACAUGCAGAUAGAGAUACGAACUUGGCACUUCACCAAUGGAUCCGUCGGUGUCGAUGACUUGAGUGUGACGCCCGGCUCGUGCCCCGAAGACUCUCUCGACGGAUCGUGUUCGUUCGACCGAUCUGUAUGUGGCUACGAGAGCGCACUGGACAGCAACGGUAACAAAUGGACGAGAAUUCCACCGGGUCGUUCGGUGAGCAGGAACAAGGCUGUGGCUCUGGACCACACCACCGACACGAUACUGGGUGGCUACGUCAGCCUGCUGGUGCCGGCCAACACCGUAGGCUCGGGAAUACUCACUUCCCCGAUGCUCAGCGCACCUGCAGAAGAACGCAGUCGAUGCAUCAGGUUCUUCUACUUUGUCCCACCAACAAAUCUACCCAAUGGACUCGAGCUUUUACUGAGCGAGGGCUCCGCAUUGGCAAGCGACGGGCAAGAUACUGACAUGAGAUGGCUCUGGGGUGUCGACUACAUUUCUCGCAUAAGCGGAGCCUGGAGGCCAGCUGAGGUGGGCUUCGUGACUUCGCAAACUCAUGAGCUUCACUUCCGCUGCUACGUCGAACGUACAUGGAACACCUCGUGGUACUGUGCAUUGGACGACAUCGAGGUUUAUGCAUGCGGCGACCAGAAAGGGAAGAAAAUCGGUUGCAACUUCGACGGCGGUCACCUCUGCAACUGGACGGAUUCGCCGGAGCCUUCGGGCGCUACUGGCCAAUGGCGAUUGAGCAACCUCCGCUGGGGAGAGCCGCACUUUCCCGACCGAGACCACACCCGCGGCACAUCUGAUGGAGGCUUCGUGUACGCUGAAAAUAAGGAUCUCAAGUCCGUGGUGAAGGCAGUUCUUACGAGUUCCACGUGGGACGCCAGCUGGGUGGGAGGUGCCUGCCUCACAUUUUGGCACUUCGCUGUCUUCAACCAGCCUGGAAGCUGCAACCUGACCCUAUCGCCCCUGUCCGGAGAACCCUGGUGGUCAAGCACGCAUGAACUGGAGCGCGCAUGGAAGCGGGAAUUGAUUCGAGUGUGGCUGUCGCCGGACCAGAACCAGUUUAAAUUGGAAGCUUCACUAAGUGACGCCUUGAUUGCCGUGGAUGAUGUUGCACUGGCGUUUGGCGCAUGCCCUUCAGAACAGAGGGGUCUAAGCUGCGAUUUCGAGCGAGGUCCCUGCACGUGGACGAACUCGAUGAAGAAGAGGAGAACCUGGGAGUGGCUCUUGCGUGGUGGACGCCUCAACACUGAAGUGCCGCAGCCGUCUAUUGACCACACACUGUCUUCAAAUGAAGGCUCCUUCAUGCUCGUGAGCGGCCGUGAGAUGCAAGUGACGGGCAGCGCUGAGCUGCAGAGCGAGGUUGUUGACCUGCAUGGCAUGGGAGCACAGUGCAUGGACUUCUGGUACAUGGUACAGGGUUCUCAGGGAGCACAGAUCACGUUCAAAGUUACAGUUCACCGACACCCACCUGUCACUAGUCAGCAAAGCGAAGAAGUGUGGUUCCACAAAGAGGGAAACGUCACUGCGUGGACUCUUGGCCGAGUCAAGAUUCCUCGACGUCACAGGGUGACGUUCGAAGCUGCUGUGUUACAAAGUCGUAACGGCUACGUAGCUUUGGAUGAUAUCGCCAUCUACAUCAACGACGAUUGCUCGACUAUGCCGGCAGAGGCCGCAACCGGGAAAGCAGCGUAUGUUAUACUCGAGUGCGCGUGGAACAGUCCGAAGAGAUGUUCCUGGAGUCGUCCUGAUGAAAUUGCGGGAACUUGGAAACUGGGAAGCCGUUUUCCACCGAAAUACGCAUUGUCCCCAGCUGCCUCGCCAAAUGGAAAGCCAGACGAUUUCAUCUACCUGAGCUGCAAAAAGCUUCAUUCGUCGGGUGGCACGGUAUCUGCCUCACUUGACUCUCCCAUCGUGCCUCUGCAACAGACUGCCGUAUGCGCACGUUUUGCCUUCCACAUGUUUGGUCCCGGAAAGCGGGAGCUGAGGCUCGUGCGGCGAACCCGCCGGUAUCAGUCGUCUCCACAAAGCAAGACCGAUGUUCUGUUCUGGGCGUACGGGGGAACCGUCGCAGACAGAUGGUAUCACGUUGCCCGCACCAUCCGCUUCCCAGCGCACGCGACCACGCUCGAGUUUUCUGUCUCCAGCGAUAAGUGCGAGCAAGGGGACGUCGCUCUGAGCAACAUCCACGUAACGCCCGGAGCAUGUCUAGACGACGACGGCGGCCAAGACCGAUGCGACUUCGAGCGCGACACAUGCUAUUGGCGCAACAAGGGCUGGACGCACGUCGUGACAGGCAUGAAAGGCGACAUGGCAGAAGCCAGCCUUCGUUCUGGACCGGCAAACUCUGCUGGCUUCCUGCAGCUGGUAUGGGCCAGGGGCGCUGCUAACCAGGCCAACCUGACCAGCGUGCUAUGGCCUGCCGAUGACCAACCUCGCACCGUCGAGCUGUGGUACUAUGGAGACAGGACAGAACACGGAAUGCUUAAUGUCUACCUCGUGGACAAAGCAGGCUCGCAGCUGGCGAAGAUCUGGACACUGCCGAACACUACUGAGCCUCGCACGUGGUCCUUGGCUCGUGCAGAAAUUCCCGAUCAAAGCAUGGACUUUAAGGUGGUGAUAGAGGGCAAGUUUGGCCCACUUUCUAACGUCAACUCUGUGAUUGCUGUGGACAACGUGCUCCUUGACUUGUCUCUACUUGUUCAUGUGGCUGACUGUGAUUUCGACCAAGAUCUUUGCGGAUACGUCAGUAGAUCUGAGUCGGACUUUCGGUGGAUUGUGGGCACUGGUCGUGUGCUUAGAAGACAACCGCAUGCCCCAGCCUACAAUCUUAUUUCUUCCGGUGCAGGUAAUCCUGGCCGAUUCGCCUACGUGGACACUACAGUACCCACAAACAAUUCGGUCACACCGACAGCCACCCUCCGCAGCGCCGAUUUCAGCUGCAAGGGCAAUGAAACAUUGGCUGUACGCUAUUUCAGGAACGGAACAGCUUUACAGUCUUUCCAAGUCUACCAGCUGGUAGUAAACAGCGGAGACAAAGGGACGAUUCGGCUCCUUCUAGCCGACCUGUCACCAGGCGAGCAAUGGCAGCGCGUCGAGCUACCGCUGCACAAGGCCGACCAGAGCCAGCUCGAGUUCACGCUCACGGGUUCCCCCAAUAAGAGAGGAGGAGUCGCGGCUAUCGCGAGCAUCAGUGUCGCAUCUUCAGCGAAAGGUGGGCCAGAAACACCAGAGGAACCAAUUCCAGAUCUUUCGUGCGCGUUUGACAAUGGCAGCUAUUGCCUCUGGAAGCCGGACACGAAUUCAAAAGGACAGCCGCAGUGGGAACUCAGCGACCCGGCUACAGGACAACCCACUUUCCCACUGUUCGAUCAUUCAAUGAGGAACUCAAGUGGUCGGUUCAUUUUUAGCAAAAGCACUGGCUCUACUACGUCCGUGAACCGCAUAAAGAGCCUACCUUUGCCACUCCAGCUGUCAACAAGCAGCCUCUGCUUCUCGUUCUGGUAUUUCAUGCUCACUGAUCGCAACAGCAGCAUAAGCGUGACAUUGGCACCGUCAAGCUCCCCUUCUUGGCUCGAGUCCGGCGCAAGAACGACCGCAUGGACGCCUGCUGUGGUGUACUUCGCAGGAUCAGCAGCUUCAAUUAGGACUCAGAUUGUUGUUGAAUCAAGCAUACAGGAUGGUCUAAUCGCAACGGACGACUUCUCAGUAGCCCAGGGUGGCUGCCCAAUACCAUCUCUCUGUGCUUUUGAAGGUAGCGUCGAAUGCGGCCACACUCGAGACAUCAGCAAUGUUCGGGAGUGGACUGUGCAGCGGGGUUCUGAGCUCGGUGUUACCGAUCAUACCUUGCGAAGCACGUUUGGUCACUUUCUGUACUUGAACACAACGUCCGUGAGGCAGAGCCGUAACUCCAUCGCAAGGAUCCAUCUUCCUGUUCGCAAUGCAACGCCGAAUACCUGCUUAACGUUCUGGUGGCGCGCCCAUGGAGACCAGAGCGAGCUCAAUGUCUACAGGUUCGUUCACGCUCAGGGCCUCGGCAAUGCACUCCUUUCAUUGGAGACUGAAGAGAGCGUCUGGUGGAAUGGCCGCUCAGUAAACAUCACCUCUGACAGGCCUUGGCAGGUGGUAUUUGAAGCACGAAUCCUCGACUUCUACUGGACUGAAUCUGGCAUACUUCUAGAUGACAUCGAGAUUCAGGAGGGGCCAUGCCCAGAUCAACACGCUUGCACUUUCGAAGGACCGACAUGUCUUGCAUGGGAGAAUUCGCAUGACCCAUUCACUUCUGGCUGGUGGCAUCAUGAACGGGCUGGUCUCUCCAUGUUCCACUCGGACCAUACGACAGGAACCCCUGAAGGGCACUACCUGCGCUUCUCGGCCAAUGCUCCGGGACAACUUGCGGUGCUGACGGCAGCCGGCGGCAGCGGUGACGCCCGGUGUGCAACCUUCUGGUAUCUGCUCUCGGAUGAGCUUGACGGCCUCAUCCUACUGGCAGGACCCACUUACUUCAACGAGUCCACGCACGGUCAAUGGCGUUCGGCCCAAUUCAGUCUCACGAACAACUACAGGUCUAUCAUCGCUGUAUCGGGCACUAACCCCAAGGCAUUUUCCCUGAUCGACGACCUGCUCGUUAGCGAUGACGACUGCACCACCGAAGAGGCGGUGACGGUGGCCACCGCGCACGUUACUGAUGGUGAAGAAAAAACGCAACCGAUAGCCCCUUCAACGGUGGUUAUGACUACUAGACCCUCAUCUUCUGUGGGUACCACAAUGGUGUCUUCAACGGUUUCCACCACGCCCGUGUCCACCACCACAUCAGCGUCGACUUGUGGCAAGGGCAUGUUCAGCUGCCGCGACGGCAAGCGCUGUGUCCCUGCACUGCUCAUCUGCGACGGCGUUCGUGAUUGCCCCAACGGAGCUGACGAAUUAUGCGGAGACCGCGAUUACUGUCCCGGUGCUCAUUACUUUUGCCGGAAACCAUCAACAUGUAUUGACGCGUCCAAGCUGUGCGAUGGUCAUGAAGACUGCAGCGAUGAAUCGGACGAGGUUCUCUGUAAUGACUGCCCACUCUACUUCUGUCGCAACGAAGGAAAUUGCAGCUUACAUUCGAUGUCUGGAGCACCAGAAUGCACGUGCACGGCCGGCUUUCAAGGAACUCGAUGUCAGAGAAAGCUCGUGCGAGAUCACACAGCGGACUCAAUAGUUUCAGGUACAAGUGGAGGUUGGGCAUAUGGUGCCCCCAUACUGGUACUCAUCAUCCUGGGCCUGACCGUCACAGUUAUCAUUUACGUCAGGCGGAAAAGGAACAAGGAGGCACGCCGUGAAAUGGAGCAGAGCAGCCAAGUUGCGGUAGAAAAUCCGAUUUACGGGCUUGAGUUUGGCCAAGAGGCCACGCCAAAUCAAUCGACGCUGCCAAGAGACUCGUGGUUAUCCAAGACAUUCAGGUUUCCACGAACUAGUCGCAUUUCCACGAGCGAAUGUUGAUUUAAGCUGUUUCAGUCAUUUGUUAAUGAAUGUAUUACGUUGUUAUUACAAAUAUACGCCAUUUUCUUUUUUUUUUCAUCAUUAUAAAGACAAUGUUUUCAUAGGUUCGUAAGACGCACCUCCAAGCAAUAUUUGCCAAACAUUUACUUAAUAAACUCCCAAAACCCUGCCAAAGAGUAUGAUACGCGAUCGUCAAACUGUACAUAGGCAUGCAUCAAAUUUAAAUUGAAUAAAUAAUAU
Messenger RNA from Rhipicephalus sanguineus (brown dog tick), 6279 nucleotides. Its product is annotated as MAM and LDL-receptor class A domain-containing protein 2. The record is from RefSeq and is a predicted model, not a curated record. Lineage: Eukaryota; Metazoa; Arthropoda; Arachnida; Ixodida; Ixodidae. Gene Ontology annotation, molecular function: protein binding. The transcript is spliced from 43 exons. The coding region runs from base 103 to 6039 and encodes 1978 amino acids. Gene Ontology annotation, cellular component: membrane.